AUGCUACUACUUUUAUUUCUAACGAUUAUCAUAACUCAGACACAAGGUCAACCAUGUACACUUCAAUUUCUUCCUGCACUUCAAAUCAUAACAAUGCCCGAAGAUACUAAAACAGGAGAUCUUGUUGCUCGUCUUCAAAUAACUGGAACAACAUCAGAAAUAUCAACUCGAUUAGUUUAUAAUAGUUCAGAAGUGAAAACAAAUGGAACAGAUUAUUUUACAUUAAAUUUUACAAGUCUUUAUUUACGUUCAUCUCUUGAUUAUGAAUGGUGGUCAUCAAAUAAUUAUCCAAAUCCAUUUCGUUUUAUUGUUGAAUGUACAGUUUUAUCUGAUCAAUCAACUCGUUAUAUUGAUUUUCAACUUGAUUUAAUUGAUGUUAAUGAUAAUCCACCAAUAUUUAAUCAAUCAAUAUAUCAAAUAAAUAUAACUGAAACAACACCAGUUAAUACAAUUGUAUCAACAACAAUAUCCGCAUAUGAUUUAGAUUCUGGUGUAUUUGGAUUAUUUUCAUAUUAUUUAUUAAAUACUUCAUCUCCGUACAGUUCUUAUUUCCAAUUAGUAAGUCCAAAAAAUGCUAGUUUACUUCUACUUAAACCACUUGAUUAUAAUUCGAUGACACCAAAUUUUAAUCUAACAAUUUCUGCACAAGAUGAUGCAAAUUCUUCACUUAGUUCUCAAGCAAUUCUUUCUAUACAUAUUAUUGAUGUUGAUACAUUAAAUCCAGCAUUUCUCUCCACAUCAUAUAAUCUUAAUAUUUCAAUAAAUACAACUGCUGGUUCGGAAGUCAUACCGACACAAGGACGAAUAUUUGCAUAUGAUCAAGAUUUGGGCAUUAAUGCAACAGUUAUUUAUUCUAUAUUAACAUCAAAUCCUUACUUAUCAAUCAAUAAUUUUACUGGUGUUUUAACUCUACAAAGAGAGUUUAAUACAACAAUGCUAUUCGAUCUUUUAAUUAAAGUAA
Molecule: messenger RNA, 961 nt
Organism: Adineta steineri
Lineage: Eukaryota; Metazoa; Rotifera; Eurotatoria; Adinetida; Adinetidae
Source: the annotation of a GenBank genome assembly